AUGUCGGAAUCACAGUUCAAAGUCAACGCCGGGUUGGCCCAGAUGCUCAAGGGCGGGGUGAUCAUGGACGUGGUCACCCCGGAACAGGCGAAGAUCGCCGAGGCCGCCGGCGCCUGUGCGGUGAUGGCGCUUGAAAAGAUCCCCGCCGAUAUGAGAAAACUGGGCCAGGUGUGCCGGAUGCUGGACCCGAAGAUGAUCAAGGGGAUCCAGGAAGCUGUGCUGAUCCCCGUCAUGGCUAAGGUGCGGAUCGGCCACACCGUCGAGGCGCAAAUCUUACAGGCGCUCUCCAUCGACUAUAUCGACGAACUGGAGGUUUUGACUCCUGCUGAUAAGCAAAAGCACAUCACCAAGAAGGACUUCUCGGUGCCGUUUGUGUGUGGCGCUAAGGACUUGGGCGAAGCUUUGAGACGGAUUAAUGAAGGGGCGGCGAUGAUCCGCACUAAGGGCGAAGCCGGAACCGGUGACGUUUCAGAAGCGGUGAAACACAUUACCGUGAUUAAGGAUGAAAUCGCCCACUACCGCGACAACUGCCACACCGACGCCGACUACCAAAGAGUCGCCGCCGAAUUGAGAGUGCCCGUCGACCUCUUGAAACAAGUGUUGGCCGCCGGUAAAUUGCCCGUGGUCAACUUUGCUGCUGGCGGUGUUGCCACUCCCGCCGACGCCGCGCUUUUGAUGCAAUUAGGCUGUGACGGUGUGUUUGUUGGCUCCGGUAUUUUCAAGCUGUCGAACCCCGCCAAGUUGGCCAAGGCGAUCGUCGACGCCACCACCCACUACAACGACCCGCUUAAGCUUGCCGAAGUGCUGACGGACUUGGGCGACUUGAUGGGGGGCAUUGCCAUCGGUACUAUUGACGACAAGGCGCGGUUGCUGAAGAUCGGCUGGUAA
Molecule: messenger RNA, 888 nt
Organism: Diutina rugosa
Lineage: Eukaryota; Fungi; Ascomycota; Pichiomycetes; Serinales; Debaryomycetaceae
Gene: SNZ1
Product: pyridoxine biosynthesis protein
Exons: 1
Coding region: 1-888 (295 amino acids)
Biological process (GO): amino acid metabolic process; pyridoxal 5'-phosphate biosynthetic process; pyridoxine biosynthetic process
Molecular function (GO): amine-lyase activity
Source: RefSeq, a predicted model, not a curated record